AUGCUUGUAAUUCAUGACAUCCGCCUCCGAAAUCGGCCUGAUUCUAUGAAUAACCUACAGGAUUGCAGCUAUCAGAUGUCGGCGCUGGAGACAAUGAGAGCAAAAUUCCCAUUACUCUUCAAGCAGAAAUUCUGCCGCGGACCUUUCAUAUUUACGCUGACAGAUUUGCAUCGAAGCAAUAUCUUUGUCGAUCAUAAUUGGCAUAUCUCAUGUCUGAUUGAUCUCAAAUUGGCAUGUUCUCGGCCAUUUGAAAUGGUUGAACCUCCUUACUGGCUGACAAAUAAGAGCGUGGAUGAGAUUUAUGCAGAUGAAAAUGAUAUGCUUCAAACGGAAUUCAUGACCAUCCUGAAAGCUGAGCAGACAAACUGA
Molecule: messenger RNA, 369 nt
Organism: Paracoccidioides lutzii Pb01
Exons: 1
Coding region: 1-369 (122 amino acids)
Source: RefSeq, a predicted model, not a curated record